Messenger RNA from Sycon ciliatum, 2381 nucleotides. Its product is annotated as peroxisomal membrane protein 11C-like. The record is from RefSeq and is a predicted model, not a curated record. The coding region runs from base 166 to 1119 and encodes 317 amino acids. Gene Ontology annotation, cellular component: peroxisomal membrane. The transcript is spliced from 3 exons. NCBI's taxonomy places the organism in Eukaryota, Metazoa, Porifera, Calcarea, Leucosolenida, Sycettidae. Gene Ontology annotation, biological process: peroxisome fission.
AGUUUUGUGAAGAUGAACAAGACGCGUGCUUGAAUCAGGGAGUCGUACACACCCUUCAUACGCCUCCCUGGCUUGAAGGAAAGAAAAGAAAUCGUCCAGGACUUGCUGUUGUCUUUCCUCACUGCUGUCGUGUAAGCGUUAGCUGCAACGUCUAAGCACAACAAAAUGGACGGCGCAACUGUGGCCGAGUUCCUGGAGACGUAUCGGGGACGGGAUAAAAUCUACCGACUGAUUUCGUAUUUCUCUCAAUUCGUGGCGAGUGGCCUGGAUAAAUUAGGGCACACCCAGUCGGCAUCGAGACUGGAAUCGCUGGGCUCAGCGCUGUCGGCAUGUCGAGUGGUUCUGCGUCUUGGCGACGACUUGGCUAUGUGGCAAGUGACCAAGGCCUACGGUCUUGGCUCGCAGGUGGGUCAUCCUGUACUACGAAUGCUAGGCAUUGUGCAGAACGUGUUUGAUCAGCUUUACUACCCACUGGAGCACAUAGCGUGGGCAUGCGAUGUGGGGGUUCUCAAGCGCCCGUCUGCGUUCUGGUGGGUGGCGAGCAUUGCGGCGUGGGCAGGCUCACUGCUCACGUCGCUCAUUACCAAGCUGGUCAAGCUCACUCAGCUCAAUCUGGCCAUUGCACGCGAACGGACUGCUACCCUGCCAUCUUCAACAUCCGCCGCGUCGUCUGCACAUCCUAUUGCAAGCAGCGACGACGAGGAUGAUGACGAGGACGAGGAGGAAGACGGCGGAACAGCUGCAGCAGCAGCGUCGGUGACCUACUCGGCGCGGCAGCCUCAGGGCAAAGUCCGCUUUGACACGGUGCCAGCGAGCACACUCCGCGCACGCGGUCACAGCUCCGAGUAUGCGUCGCUGCAUCGGCGAAACACGCCGCGCCCCACCACCACCCCCCAGCAGCCAUCCCUUAAGACGCAGCGUCGUCAUCUUCUCCUCGAGCUGGUGCAGCACUUGGCCGAUUUCGGCAAUGCCGUUCACUGGAUGCCGCCGGGAUUCCUGUGGGGCGGCAAGCUGUCGCAGUUAGCCGUGGGUUUUAACGGCGUGUUGUCCUCUCUCAUUGGUCUAUAUCUGAUGUUGGCACGGUACCACCAGCAGUUACGCAAUCGCAAUGCCAAUUAAGCAUAGCAUUGCUGGAAGAGGUCUGUGCCCGCCCGCCCGGCCCAGCUGGAUAGUGUACUGGUCGAUGCAGUUUCCCCGGUUGUGGGUGUGGGCCACGUCCUGUGUUCGACUGGGAAAGCACGGGGAAAUGAUGACAACCACGGAUGCGAUGAUCUGAUUGCAAUGUCAACAUCGUCGCCGGUUGCAAGCUUGUUGUGUCUGCACUGCAGGUUGGUGAGUUUCUUUCGCAACCUGUGCAGCUGCCCAGGACAACCAUGCCGUGGUUUUGUAUGCAGCCUGCCCUGACCCCUCAGUUUGUGUUUGUGCACUACCGGUAGGUUUCUCUCUUUUCUUUUUACAAAGACCACUUUUAAAUGCCAAACUUGAGCUGCAGCUAGGGUUUCUCUCAUGUGGUAUACUCACCACCUGCAGCAUACUGUAACCAUGCGGCACCACGGUCUUGUCCAGAUUGCCCUGAGCCGUCACUCCGCAUGGCGAUGUGCUGUGCACUUCGCCCUGGAUGAUCUCUGUUCCCUUCCCCGGCCGUGUUGCUAUGGCGACGGCGCUGAUCCCUCCACGAUGCUCCCCUUAGUUCUUGAUAUCACUAGUAUUGAAUAGGUAAAGCUGGCUUCCUCCCCAGACCCCCGGCCCUGAGCCCCAGUGUGAGGCGGGCAACUUUUUUUAUCCAACUCCAUAGCUUAUUCCAGAUCCGGCAUGGACACUUUGAUCCAUCUCCUUUGCGUUCCCAUCCUUUUCAACGGGAAUCGGAUGGUGCCUGGUUCUUCUUUACCGCCCGUUCCUUGCUCUGCGGCAAAUUUUCGCGUUAUCUUUCUUCCCCGCGCGUCUCUUUGUUUUUCAUUUUGUGCUGGCGCAAACUAUGCCUCUUGAACCACUCACGGGCUAACCGUGUAGUUGGUAUAGACUAGAAUCAGCAACAAUCUGACUCACCAUCUAAUUUCCUUGACAGUAGUUAUAAGAAAAGUGUUUGCUCCCACACUAGUGCUGGAGCUCACGCUUUUCUCGUCAACCUGACUUCUUGACGAGAGCGAGUUCCAGUGUGUGGGAGCAAAAUAACUCGAUCCUUGUCAAAUUAUCGCCACUACUUCGUCUUGAUAGUAGUUCUCCUUUUCCUCUCUUCUUGAUCGUGGAAUAGUUUGAUUGUAGCCCGGCAUUGCUGUCAAUUGCUUAUAUUUUGUUUAGCCCUUCAGAGAUCCUGGGCUCGUUCUUGCUUGAGAGGUCAUCAUUUUUUUAGCUUUCAAAUUUAAUUUACAUCCCAAUGGCAA